Molecule: messenger RNA, 1094 nt
Organism: Cucurbita maxima (winter squash)
Lineage: Eukaryota; Viridiplantae; Streptophyta; Magnoliopsida; Cucurbitales; Cucurbitaceae
Product: protein ABA DEFICIENT 4, chloroplastic
Exons: 7
Coding region: 214-948 (244 amino acids)
Source: RefSeq, a predicted model, not a curated record
GUGAAAAUGGGUCUGAAGCAAACAGAACAAGCAAUUCAGAAAUGGGUUUCAUCACAAACCAACAAAAAGUGGAAAGUGGAGAAGAAGUGGAAAGGACAACAAUGGAGACGAUAAGCAUUACUCACCAACACCACUUUCAGACCAACACCUCUUCUUCUAAUAUCUAAGUGCCAAACUUGGUUUGAUGAAUACGCCAUUAUCGUUCCUUACAACAUGGGUUUCUCUCUUUAUUCUUCUUGCCUUCCCAGUUUCCCUCUCUCAAUUAAGAUUACGAAGCCCUGUUGUGAUGUCAGACUUGGCCAAAGAUCUUCUAUCUCUACAAGAAGUUAUAGGCCUGAUCUUUUAGGCCUAUCAGUUCAUGACUUGACUGCAGAUGUGUCAAGAAACUGGAGUUUCAUUACAGGAUCAAGAAUUGCUAUUAAACCAAAACUUGCAAGAGUGGAUUUGUCCAAGAAAGUUCAUGGAGGAGUACAUGCCUCAUGGUUGGCUAACGCUCAGGUUGCUAGCAAUGCUUUUACUUUAGGUACAAUAGCUGUUCUACCCUUUUAUGGCCUCAUGGUUCUGGCUCCUAAAUCAGAAUUGACUAGGAGAUCUAUGCAAAGUAACAUACCAUAUGUGGUGCUUGGGCUUCUAUAUGCAUAUCUUCUGUACCUUUCUUGGACACCAGAAACUGUGCAGCUUAUUUUUGCAAGCAAAUAUUGGCUGCCAGAGCUGUCUGGUAUUUUGAAGAUGUUCUCUAGCGAAAUGACAUUAGCUUCUGCUUGGAUUCACCUGCUGGUUGUUGAUCUCUUUGCUGCAAGGCAGGUUUUCCACGACGGAGUUGAAAAUCAAAUAGAAACUCGACAUUCUGUGUCUCUUUGCCUCUUCUUUUGCCCCAUAGGAGUCCUCAUUCAUGUUAUCACCAAAGCAUUAACACAUAGAGAUGGUCCUGCAAAACAUGGUACGUGACAAGGCAGAAUACAUCUCAACCGAUGCUUCGCCCAUCUCUUCAGGAUUUGUUAUUCUAAGUUCUUAUUAGCAAAUGUCAUCAGAACUUGAAAGCUAUGCAAAGUUUUAGCACCUAGUAAACUCCAUUGUUUCGCUCUCUGAGAGUA